Molecule: messenger RNA, 1422 nt
Organism: Exophiala dermatitidis NIH/UT8656
Lineage: Eukaryota; Fungi; Ascomycota; Eurotiomycetes; Chaetothyriales; Herpotrichiellaceae
Product: ubiquitin-like modifier 1
Exons: 3
Coding region: 217-534 (105 amino acids)
Biological process (GO): protein urmylation; tRNA thio-modification
Cellular component (GO): nucleus; cytoplasm
Molecular function (GO): protein tag activity
Source: RefSeq, a predicted model, not a curated record
CUCCAACAGUUUUUCAUCCCGUCGGACACCUGCUCUUACAGCGCCGUUCUUCCUUAUCCUCUCCCACGUCCCGCCAGCUCCAUCGUCAACAGCCAAUAGCACAGUUGUACAGAGAGACCCUACUAGUACGGAAUCUCUACGUGGAGGGUUGCCACAGACCUCUACUAGAUACCUGCCGGCUUCUGAUGAGGAGUGUUUCUCGAUAAUUUUCUGACCAUGGCAGACACCAUCACGGUCACUGUUGAAUUCACUGGCGGCCUGGAAAUGCUGUUCGACAAUGUCGCCAAACACGAACUGACUCUAUCAAAAACCGCCGACGACGGGAAGCCUCCUACAGUGGGAUAUCUUGUCAAGUACAUAUGCGACAACCUCAUGAAGGAUUCUCGCAAGGAACUAUUCGUUCUGGAUGACGCAGUCCGACCAGGUAUUCUUGUGCUCAUCAACGACUCUGACUGGGAGCUCGAAGGGGAGGAUAAAUAUGAAUUGCAGAAUCGGGACAAUGUCCUGUUUGUGUCGACUCUACAUGGCGGCUGAGUGCCCGUUCCGUCAGCAGCAGACCAGCCAAGCGUCCAAAACAACCCAGCCAGAUAUCUGAUCUAGCUCAUCCCCUGCCAAAGCCGAACAAGUCUAUAACCCCAUCAUACCACGUCAUGCAUCCGCACAGAGAGAUUUUCAGAAUCCUCUGGCGUCUUAUAGCCCGAUGCCGAAGGCUCCGGGGUCCCAGGUCCGCGGCCAGGACCAAGCGGGCUUGCGAUCCCGCUACCUAGCCCAGGCACCGGAGUCGCAAAUCCACUGGGUGGAGCAGGUGCUUUGAUGCCCUCGGGCGAAGCUGGGAUGAUCUCCGGCGGCAGAUCUGGGAUCUUGAUGCGCCUGGCCUCGUUGUUAUAGCUUGCAGGAAUAAUCUGGCAUGGUUGUUAGCAUGUGCUAUCCACCGCUAUUAGCGGUAACUCUGGACUCACUUCGAUAAUCUCAUCCCGAGGGAAAGACAAGAAAGGAAUGUCGGCGGCGUUGCAUGCCAUGAGAUAGCCGUAUAGAACUCGGAGCACACUCUCGUGCGCUAUUAUGAGCAGAUCGUUCUGUUCCCUUUCCAGCUCGAGAAUGACCGGUUCCAGGCGGACGGCAACAUCAUGAUAAGACUAGAUAGGUCAGUUAGCGAGCUUGAGAACAUAACAGCCAUUCCAAACUUACCUCUGCUCUUGGAAACCUGUGAUGAUAAGGAUCAAGGUCAUGCUUCAAGACUUCUUCAGGAUAUUCCUGGCGGAUCCUCCGCUCCGACUUCUUCUCGCACACGCCCGGGUUCAGCUGGCUCAUUUGAGAUCUCUGUCUCACCUUGAAGCCUUUGGCUUCUAGGAAAGCGGCAGUCUCGACCGUGCGUCGUCGCGUCGAAGUCCAGACAAUGAGAGGCUUCAAAGGAGUCUCGUG